CAUAUGCCCGCCUUCUCCUCCCGCCUCGCGACCGCCCGCGCCUGGGUCGACCCCGAAUCCCUCCCCGCCUACCUCGACGCCGCCGAUAUCUCCGGAAACGUCCCGCAGCACAUCAAGCAGCUCGUCCUCAAUACUCUAGGCGCGUAUGGCGUCGGCGGUAGCGACUGCUUCGCGCAUACAGUCGGGCGCCGCAUCCGCAUCGCGGAGAUGAACUGCCAUAAGCGGGGCGAGAAGACGGAGGUCGUCGUCGUCGCCGAGGCGCAGGCGUGCAAAGAGAUGCUGAAUGGCGCGGGCACUGUGCACGGUGGCUGCCUCUGCUAUCUCAUCGACAACUGCGCGUCCUUCCCACUCGUCGCGCUCGGGCUUAUGCUGGAGAUCAACGGCGUCGGGGUCAGCCAAGCCAUGAAUGUCUUCUUCCACGCGCCUGCUGCCAUAGAUACAUGUAUGCGCAUAACGAGCACGUCCGUUACCCUCGGCGGGCGAAUAAUGACGUCUCGGUGCGAGGUGACCGACAAGAAUUCGGGCAGGCUCAUCGCCUCCGCGCUCCUCAGCAAGAUGCAGCCGACGAGCCCCGCCGUCCGCGUCAAGGCGCGCCUAUGACCCAGAACACCGCGCAUACAGCCACCUCCCACCGCGCCCAUGCGCCCAGGGUACUCCAUCUACCAUCAGCGCACCGGCACUUCCGGCACUCCUUACACCUCGGACGGGGAAAACCGUCGCACUGCAGCACAUUCCACCCUGCGGGCUCCACCCCUCCACCCGCUCGAACGCUUUAUACUUAUAGAUCAAGCACGCAAGACACCUCUCAUGUACAACAUUCGGGCCCCACUGCUCGCUCGGUUCUCUGGUCUGGCCGUGGAGGUCUGUGGACAGGUAGCAUUUAAUCAGUUUGGACGGACACAGGAAUGGAAGCGGGUACGAGUUUUGUGUUGGUACGAAGUUUACAU
Molecule: messenger RNA, 947 nt
Organism: Trametes versicolor FP-101664 SS1
Lineage: Eukaryota; Fungi; Basidiomycota; Agaricomycetes; Polyporales; Polyporaceae
Exons: 5
Coding region: 4-600 (198 amino acids)
Molecular function (GO): fatty acyl-CoA hydrolase activity
Source: RefSeq, a predicted model, not a curated record